This is a messenger RNA of Staurois parvus, 277 nucleotides long. The record is from the annotation of a GenBank genome assembly. NCBI's taxonomy places the organism in Eukaryota, Metazoa, Chordata, Amphibia, Anura, Ranidae.
AAAAAGAAGAAAAAGAAGAAGAAGAGGAAGAAGAAGAAGAAGAAGAAGAAGAAGAAGAAGAGGAUGAAGAAGAAGAGGAUGAAGAAGAAGAAGAAAAUUCAGUCGUUCAAGCGGCCGACGUUACCAUCAAUGGUAAAAAAAAAAAAUCGGCCGAUUUUCAUCCCUCCCUUCUACAGCUGGCAAAAAGUGUCCCUGCAGAGAGCUCCUCUAUUUCUGACAGUUCUCUGACAGUUCCUUCACAUUUACAGCGGUUGAAACAUUGUAUUUAUUUGUUUCC